ACAACAAGCGGAAACAAGCGGAGCAGGAAGACGCACCCGCACGCUUCUUAUUGGCUGUGAUAGUGAGACAGAACGAUGAAACCACAAGCCCAGGAGCAGAGGUGAAGACUUUUAGACUUUCAAUUCGGUGAACACGAAGCCAACCCGGCUGCAGAAGAGUCUCACCUUUGAGUGUCUCCGCCAGGAGUUUGAUCACAUGCAGGAACACUCAAUCUACUGUCCUUCUUCCCGUAGAGUCACUCCUUCGUGGACCCACGUGCUUCUGAUCUGCCGCUGCCCGAAGAUGGCAGGAGAGGAUCAUAGAAAAGUUUAAAUCUUCAUUUGCACAUCGAGGCCAGGAAAAAAAACUUUACAUUUGUGACUCUGAAGAGGACUUUGUCUCACUUUUCAACUAAAGGAAUCAAACAAACACCAAAACACGAACAAUGGCGUCCUACAGCCCGGCUCCAACGCAAGAAGAAACCAACGGCGGCCCUCAGCCUGCAAAGUCUAAAGGCGACGAGUCCAUGAAGCUAAAGAAAGAGAUCUCCCUCCUGAAUGGAGUCUGUCUCAUCGUAGGGAACAUGAUCGGCUCUGGGAUCUUCGUCUCGCCCAAGGGUGUCCUCAUCCACAGCGCCUCCUACGGCCUCUCCCUGGUGGUGUGGACCGUUGGGGGGAUCUUCUCUGUAUUUGGGGCCUUGUGCUACGCCGAGCUGGGGACCACCAUCACCAAGUCGGGGGCCUCCUACGCCUACAUCCUGGAGGCUUUCGGGGGCUUCAUGGCCUUCAUCCGCUUGUGGACGUCGCUGCUGAUCAUAGAGCCGACCAGCCAGGCAAUCAUCGCCAUCACGUUCUCCAACUACAUGGUGCAGCCGGUGUUCCCCACCUGUAUAGCACCGUACGUAGGCAACAGGCUGCUGGCUGCUGCUUGUAUAUGUUUGCUGACUUUUGUGAACUGUGCCUAUGUGAAGUGGGGCACCAGGGUCCAGGACUUUUUCACAUAUGCCAAAGUCAUCGCUCUCAUUGCAGUCAUCAUAACCGGCCUGGUGAAGAUCGGACAAGGCCACACACAGAACUUUGAGGACCUCUUUGAGGGUUCAUCUCAGGAUCCAGGACACAUUGCCCUGGCUCUGUACUCUGCUCUGUUCUCCUACUCAGGAUGGGACACCCUCAACUUUGUCACAGAGGAGAUCAAAAACCCAGAGAGGAAUCUGCCACUGGCAAUCGCAAUAUCCAUGCCCAUAGUGACUGUGAUCUACAUUCUGACCAACGUGGCCUACUACACCGUCCUGCCCAUCAAUGCCAUCUUAGACAGUGAUGCUGUGGCUGUGACCUUUGCAGACCAGGUGUUUGGUGUAAUGAACUGGACCAUUCCCGUCGCUGUGGCUCUCUCCUGCUUCGGAGGACUCAAUGCCUCCAUCCUGGCCUCCUCCAGGCUGUUUUUUGUGGGCUCCAGAGAGGGUCACCUGCCAGACGCCCUGUGCAUGAUCCAUGUCCACCGCUACACACCCGUCCCUGCACUGCUUUUCAACGGCGUCAUGGCUCUGAUAUACCUGUGUGUAGAAGACGUCUUCAGGCUUAUCAACUACUACAGCUUCAGCUACUGGUUCUUUGUUGGUCUCUCCAUUUUGGGGCAACUAUAUCUGCGUUGGAAGCAGCCAGACAGAAAGAGACCACUUAAGCUCAGCCUCUUCUACCCCAUCGUCUUCUGUCUCCUCACCGUCUUCCUGGUGGUGGUACCGCUCUACAGUGACACCAUCAACUCCCUGAUCGGCAUCGGCAUCGCCCUGUCAGGAGUGCCUGUUUAUUUCCUGUGCUGCUACACCCCAGCCACGAAGAGGCCAAUGUGGAUACGAAAUGCUAUUGCUAAAUCCGGCCUGCUGAUUCAGAAGGUGUGCUACUCAGUCCUGACUGAAAUGGACGACAAAGACGAGUAGAUGUUUGGAUUUCACACCCGGCUAGAGACUGAUGACGCAUAAAUACAGAACCUGAACUCAUCGUAGCUCUUUGCUGCUGCUGAUGGACUAACGAACGAACGAAACAUUUGGGGCUUGAGCUGGACCCUGCUCUUUUACCUGUCAAUCAUCAUCACCUGAUGAUAAUGUUGAAGUGAGGAUGACGGCACCUGGAUGCUUGAUUUUCCUUUGAAUUCAGAGGAAACGCUAACUCACUCCUGAAGAAUUUUACACCUGUUGUUUUUUUCUUAAAGAAACUUAUCAGUAGAUUUAUUUAAUUAAUAUAUAAUUGAAAUUACAUACAUGUACUACAUAUUUGUAUUAAUAAUUAUGCAUCAUAUUUUAAACACAUAGAUUUUUACAUGUAUACCCCCUCCCCCCAAAGUAAACACAUUCUCCCUCUUAAAAAAAUCUCCCCUCCUUUAACACAAUCCCUCUAAACUUAUACACAUAACACAGAACAGUCUUAGGUUGGUAUUCAGACGGUAUAUUACACACAUAGAAGACAUCACUACAUACAGAGAGUACAUCAAUACAGACAGCAGAGCCUCACCUUACCUUCCAGGUUCUUUCCUUUCCUUAUGUGGCAUAUUCUUGGUCCCACAUAGUCAAGAGGAGUCCACACAUGGUCAGAUAUUCCAUUGGUAACAGGUGAAAUAUGAGGCAGUUGGUGGUUUAUGUGAACUUCGUUUCCGUUAUGUGCUUUUACAUGCUCGAAAGGUUGACUCUUUCCGCAGUUUCAGAUUGCUUUUGAUGUGUCAGUGGCACUCUGGGUCCAUCUGUUAUUUAUACAGUCUAUGGUCAGAUCCUUGUUGACACCGCAUUCAACUUUAUGGGCGAGUAUGGGCCAUAGACUGUAUUAUUAAUGGACGUAAUAUCUGUUUCUGAAGCGGCCAUAUUUGAAAUGCUGAACUCAACCAAACUUCUGUUGAGCGAGUGUGAGGUAAAGAGGCGGGCUUUGAGCUUCCUCGCCAACAGCUAGUGUUCCCGCCUGGGAGUCAAGUCAGUCAUGGCCUUAAAUGGGCAAAACUCGUAAUCUUAAUAUCUUCUGAACUGUCGCGUUAGAAAAAAAUUUGCCCCCUGUACAGUGUGUGCUGAUAGAGAAAUUAGCUCUUCAGACUGAAGCUGUUUUUUUGUACCAGGCUGUAAACAUGUUUAUUAAUGCUGUAAAGAUCGUCUUUUUUGAAUGGAUGUGUAUGUGGUUUCCUGUGUUCCUGCAGCCAGCCUCAAGCGGACGCUCCAUGAACUGCAGUUUAUAACACUUUCACAUGGGCUUCAUAUUUUCAGACCGCAGGUAGCUGCUUGGUAUGUCCACAUAGUAUGUAUAAGCCACAAACAUCUUUACAUUUGGUACACAGAGCUAGCUUCUUGGGUCCAUCCUACUUCUAAGUUGAGGCGACAUCUGCUGUUCUUUCACUCCAUCAGAUAUAGAUACAUUAUUAGCUUGUUCCCAUGUACUACAGAAGAGCACUGCUGACCAGAGAGCAUGGGUUUUGUUAUUAAUAUUUGCACAAAGGAAAUAUUAAAAUAGUUAAGAGGAAUGUUCAUGUGCUGUUUUUUACUGUCAGGUGUGAAGUCUAUUGAAGGGCUUUUUUUUCUACACAUACAUUUUUUUUCUGCAGUGUCUGUCUCAAACACAAACUGUCCAAUGUAAAAGAGUUUAAAACAGUGAAGCUAAAACAUGUUUUAUAAUAAAAUAACUUGUUGACAACCAA
Molecule: messenger RNA, 3649 nt
Organism: Notolabrus celidotus (New Zealand spotty)
Lineage: Eukaryota; Metazoa; Chordata; Actinopteri; Labriformes; Labridae
Gene: slc7a7
Product: solute carrier family 7 member 7
Exons: 11
Coding region: 426-1916 (496 amino acids)
Biological process (GO): amino acid transmembrane transport
Cellular component (GO): membrane
Molecular function (GO): basic amino acid transmembrane transporter activity; L-amino acid transmembrane transporter activity
Source: RefSeq, a predicted model, not a curated record